Molecule: messenger RNA, 4745 nt
Organism: Anolis sagrei ordinatus
Lineage: Eukaryota; Metazoa; Chordata; Lepidosauria; Squamata; Anolidae
Gene: EPB41L4A
Product: erythrocyte membrane protein band 4.1 like 4A
Cellular component (GO): cytoskeleton
Molecular function (GO): cytoskeletal protein binding
Source: RefSeq, a predicted model, not a curated record
CACCAACCGGGGCAGAGAGUUCCACUGCUGAACAGCUCUCACAAUCAGGAAGAUCUUCCUCAUGUCUCUCUCCUGAGGAGGAAAGGAGGAGGAGGAGGAGGAGGAGGCCCUCACUCCGUCUUCAUUCAGAGGAAGGAGGGAAAAGGGAAGAGGUUGGAAAAGGAGGAAGGCUGGAGAAAGUGCCUUCUGUCAGGAAGGGGUCCCCACUUUUCCAGGGUGGCAAGAACAACACUCGCUUUUUAAAAAUAGGAAAUCCAAGGAGGAUUUCCCCCUCCCUUUAUUGUUUAGCUCAUCCAUCUUGUUAACUCACAGCUGGAGCCACAACUUCACAAGGGCAAAGAAUAACCUGCUCUCUUCUGCUUCUUCAUUCUGGACUGCCAAGGACAUUAAUUUAUUGUUUCCCUGGUACUGAGAUACUCUGCUCUGCCAACCUCUCAAUUUCUGAGCCCCUUGGAGUUGCACCGUCAUCUCUUCUGACUUCAAAAGCACCGAAACAGCCAUGGGCUGCUUCUGUGCUGUCCCAGAGGAAUUUUAUUGUGAAGUUCUGCUUCUGGAUGAAUCCAAAUUGACCUUAACUACCCAGCAGCAGGGGAUAAAGAAGUCAACGAAAGGGUCGGUUGUCCUGGGCUACGUAUUCCGGCAUUUAAACCUUGUGGAGAUAGAUUACUUUGGACUGCGUUAUUGUGACAGAAGUCACCAGACGUUUUGGCUGGAUCCUGCAAAAACCCUUACAGAACACAAGGAACUAAUAAAUACUGGUCCACCUUAUACUCUGUACUUUGGUGUUAAAUUUUAUGCAGAAGAUCCAUGCAGACUAAAGGAAGAAAUCACCAGGUAUCAGUAUUUUUUACAGGUGAAGCAAGAUGUCCUGCAAGGGCGCUUGCCCUGUCCCAUCAACGUUGCUGCCCAGCUGGGAUCCUAUGCAAUACAGUCUGAGCUUGGAGACUAUGACCCAUACAAGCACACUGCAGGUUAUGUUUCAGAAUACCGGUUUGUUCCAGAUCAGAAGGAAGAACUGGAAGAUUCCAUAGAACGGAUACAUAAAACACUCAUGGGUCAAGUUCCUGCUGAGGCAGAACUGAAUUACCUAGGUGUGGCAAAGACGCUUGAAAUGUAUGGAGUUGAUCUUCAUCCUGUCUAUGGUGAAAAUAAAUCUGAAUAUUUUCUAGGAUUAACUCCUGUAGGAGUGGUUGUGUACAAGAACAAAAAGCAAGUAGGAAAAUAUUUUUGGCCUAGAAUUACAAAGGUCCACUUCAAGGAAUCUCAAUUUGAACUCAGAGUUUUGGGAAAAGAUUGUAAUGAAACUUCCUUCUUUUUUGAAGCACACAGCAAAACUGCCUGCAAACAUUUGUGGAAAUGUUGUGUAGAACAGCACACAUUCUUCAGAAUACCGGAAAAUGAAUCCAAUUCUCUCUCAAGAAAACUUGGCAAACUUGGAUCUCUAGGAUAUAAGCAUCGGUACAGUGGAAGAACAGCUUUACACUUGAACAGAGAUCUUUCCAUCCAGCUUCCUCGACCUAACCAAACAGUUGAAAGAAGUCGUAGUAAGACCUAUCCAAAAAGAACAUCCAAAACACAACCAAUUGAAUCCCAUUGUACAAACCAGGUUAUAACACACAAAGAUAUUGGGGAAAAUGGAGGAACUACCAAAAUUAUUGCUCCUUCACCAAUAAAAAGUUUUAAAAAGUCAAGAAAUGAAAGUAGUCCAGAAACCCAAAGAAGCAAAACCAGUGCACCAUGGGAAGAAAAUUGCCCACAGAGUGGACUUUAUAAUUCUCCCAGUGAUCGCAACAGAUCACCAAAGUUUCCUUAUUCACGACGAAGACAUCCUUCAGGAGGAAGUGAAAAUGAUCCUGGGCAGCCAUUUAGAAGAAGAUCUCGAUCCCGUUGUAACACCAGCAGCGGUAGUGAGUCAGAAAACUCUAACAGAGAACAUCGGAAGAAAAGACAUAGAUUACGGCAAGAAAAUGACAUGGUUGAUUCAGCUCCUCAGUGGGAAGCAGUACAGAGGCGGCAAAAGGAGAAAAGCCAGACAGAUCCCAAUCACCGACGCUCAAAGCAUAGAUCUCGAUCGAGGAGUCCAGAUGUGCAAGCAAAGGAAGAAUUAUGGAGACACAUUCAAAAAGAACUUGUGGAUCCAUCUGGUCUAUCUGAGGAACAAUUAAGAGAGAUUCCAUAUACCAAAAUAGAGACACAAGGUGACCCUGUUCGCAUUCGACACUCCCAUUCGCCUCGAAGCUAUCGGCAAUAUCGACGGUCGCAGUGCUCUGAUGGAGAAAGAUCUGUUUUGUCAGAAGUGAACUCAAAAACAGACCUUGUACCUCCGUUACCUGUAACCCGUUCCUCAGAUGCUCAGUGCCUGACAACCACAGUAGUUCAGCAGAGGUGCAGUGGAUCUAAAGACAGCCUAAUAGAAGAAAAAGCACAAACAUCGACCAGCAACCUGGAUGGAAAGCACAGUAGCAAGACAAUAAAAAUUGUACAAGUAUCGCGGCUCAAGAUAGAGAGUUGAUCCCACAACAGAGAACUGUGGAUGCUGUUUCUUGAAUGUACAAAUAGCAAAAAACUUAAAACUCUACUUUCUGGAAAGAUGGGGACUGAAUGCAGGCCUAAAGGAAAUCCAUCAUAUGCCCUCUGAAAUAAUCUUCAAGACAUUUGGGAUCCUUUGGCUUGAUAUUUCUGGAGGCAAUUGUAAGAAGACGAGCUUUUGAACAAAAACGCUUUAUUGAACUGCAACAGCUACCAACUAUUCAAGUUCCAGAUGACAAAUGGACAGUGCCCCAUAUGAUGGAAUUAUUUGACAGCAGAAGUGGCAGUAUCAAUAAAGUGAAGGGGGUUUGUGCAUUCGCCAAAUGUGCAAUAAGUGUUCUCCAGUACAAGAGUACAAUGCCUACACUUGCCAGUUACAUACUGUCUUUGUGCUUAAGUGUGAAUUUUUUUAUAAGAACUUUACUGGAUCUCUUGCAUUUGCUACAUUCAUCACAGACUGUAUUGUUACUGGAAAAGACUGUUACAGAUUUUGUCUUUUAAAAUUUUCAGUGAACCAUUGUACAAGUGAUGAUUUUCUCUAUAAUUAGUAUAACUGCCAAAGCUCUUAGGAUGUGUGCCGCAGCAGUAGAUCCGUAAGCAUCAAAGUAUGAUAGACAUAAGUGAGUGUUUGAAAGUUGAAGCAGUAUGUAUAACAUCCUGAAAACUUGCCUAAGUAGUGAUCCUUGCGUUGGCAUCGUUAGUCCUUCUAAAGUUGUCACAGAAGCCACCCCCCUCCCCCAUUUUAUCAUGUCAGAAGCGACUAGAUACUGCAAGUCGCUUCUGGUGUGAGUGGUCAUCUGCAGAGACGUUGCCCAGAGCAGAUGCCCAGAAGCCACCUGAAAUUACCAGUAUUUCAGAUGGGAGACAUCUACACUGUAGAAUUAAUGCUGUUUGACAUUUUAACUGCAAUAACUAAGUGCUAAGGAAUCAUGAGAUUUGCAGUUUGUGAGGCACCAGAACUCCUUGGCAGAGGCGGCUACAAGAUACUGUCAAUCUAUAACUCCUAUGAUUCCAUAGUAUUGAGCCAUGGUCACAAUAUUUUGAAUUUAUCCUACCAUCCAUACCUUGAAUGCAGUGGAGAACACAGGGUAGUUUAGAUCUGGAUCAUCAUAGUAAAACAAAACCACUAGCAUAUCUAUAAGAAAUGACAAAUGUGAGUACGAGGCAGAGGAGGCAAUUUCAAGAUGGCUCUUAUACCUCAUCAUGAAUCCAACCAUACUGUAAUUCAGAGGUGUUCAAGGUGUGACCAAAGAGCUGUUUUAGUGGUCUCCAACAAUUAUUUUUCAUUUAGUUUGCUUCAAACAGUACUACAGGUGUGGGAGGUUUUUCUACAUUUUUUGUGGGAAGUGGCAAGACCAAUUUAGUCUAAGGAGAAACCAGUGUGACUCCUUAGCCAUCCACCUCUGCUGUAGUGUGUUUAAUGUGGCUUUGCCUUCCUUCUAAUAGAUUUUUGUUGAUUUUUUAACAUUAGAUCAUUUGUGAAGGAAAAAGCACUUCGAGAUUGCAUCCAGAAAUUCUUUAUUUCAAAAAAGUAUAAAAUCACUCGAUGGUUUUUUUUUUUUGUUAUUCCUAUGAGCCACAGGCAUAACAAUGGAAUUGUCUGAUAAUAGCUGGAGACAUGUUGCCCCAGGCCCUUUUGUCACAAGCUCUUCAUUCGCACUUAAGUGUUUUUUAACAUUUCACUUGACUGCACAGACAUCUGCAAACAUGUUGCCUGAACAGAUUAGUGUGAAAACAAGCUGUCAUGUUGCCUAAACAUUUAUGGCUGUGAAGCAAGCAAACACAAACUAUGUAGGUCAUUUUUCAGCCUUCACUGGGAUGGGAGAUAGGAAGGCACAGUAUUCUUCUAGCCUUACCUGCCAGCUCAUUCAUAUUCCAAGCAUUUGUUUUACUUGUUUGCUCGAACACAGGCCAACAGAACCAUAACUCUACCCAUCAAAAGAAACAAAUGUAGUCUGUCUAUAGUAAACACAAGUGUUGCAGCUGAAGAAUAUCAGCACACAGUGCUUCCCAUACAUUCCCGCAAUGUGCAAGGAACACUGACAGUCCAGCACUACUGCUCUGCCAUCUUAGGAAAGGUGAGGGUUUGUAAAGAGGCAAAUGUAUUUCAACAUCCAAAGUUUUUGUAGGUCUGAAGUACACCCCAAUGCCUUUGUUCUGAGAAGCUUUUUCUUCAAAGAAAGAUCACUAAAUACAAUAAAAUUUGAAACUCGUGA